Molecule: messenger RNA, 1493 nt
Organism: Manis javanica (Malayan pangolin)
Lineage: Eukaryota; Metazoa; Chordata; Mammalia; Pholidota; Manidae
Gene: DKK1
Product: dickkopf WNT signaling pathway inhibitor 1
Biological process (GO): negative regulation of canonical Wnt signaling pathway; multicellular organism development
Cellular component (GO): extracellular region
Molecular function (GO): receptor antagonist activity; co-receptor binding
Source: RefSeq, a predicted model, not a curated record
GCGGUGGCGGCGCAGAGCUCGUGCGCCCCGCAGGCAGGUCUCUAGCGCGCUUGGAGGCGCUCGGAACCCUGACUCUGCAGCCGCGCCCGCACAGCUCACUCGGGACCAGGCUCUUUUCUCUUCCUUUUACUUUCGUCCUUCUGAGAUGACGACUCCGUGCGCGGCGGGAGCUGCCCGGGUCUUGGUCGCCUUCGUAGCCGCGGCUCUUUGCGGUCACCCUCUACCGGGAACGAGCGCCACCUUGAACUCGGUUCUCGUCAAUUCCAACGCCAUCAAGAACCUACCCCCACCGCUGGGCGGCGCUGCCGGGCACGCAGGCUCCGCAGUCAGCGCAGCUCCGGGAAUUCUGUUCGAGGGUGGGAACAAAUACCAGACCAUUGACAACUACCAGCCGUACCCGUGCGCCGAGGAUGAGGAGUGCAGCACCGAGGAGUACUGUGCGAGUCCCACCCGAGGAGCGGGUGCCAGAGCGCAAAUCUGCCUGGCCUGCAGGAAGCGCCGAAAACGCUGCAUGCGUCACGCCAUGUGCUGCCCCGGAAAUUUUUGCAAAAAUGGAAUAUGUAUGCCCUCUGAUCACAGUCAUUUCCAUCGAGGGGAAAUAGAGGAAACCAUUAUUGAAAGCUUUGGUAAUGAUCACAGCAUCCUGGAUGGGUACUCCAGAAGAACUACACUGUCUUCAAAAAUGUAUCAUACCAAAGGACAAGAAGGUUCUGUCUGUCUCCGAUCAUCAGACUGUGCCACAGGGUUGUGUUGUGCUAGACAUUUCUGGUCCAAGAUCUGUAAGCCUGUCCUCAAAGAGGGUCAAGUGUGCACCAAGCACAGGAGAAAAGGCUCCCAUGGGCUGGAGCUAUUCCAGCGUUGUUACUGCGGAGAAGAUCUAUCUUGCCGGAUACAGAAAGAUCACCAUCAAGCCAGUAACUCUUCCAGGCUUCACACUUGUCAGAGACACUAAGCCAGCUGUCUGAACACAGUGGACUCCUUUUAUACAAUAUAUGCUAUGAAAACCUUGUGUGACUUUUGUCAGCUCCAUCCUAAAGGAUGUGCAAAUUCUGUGGUUACAGUUAAGCAUUCCAAUAAUACCUUCUGAAAAUCUGGAGUGUAAGAGCUUUUUGUUUCAUUAUGGAACUCCACUGUCAUUGAUUGCAGUAAAUUACUGUGUUGUAAAUUCUCAGUGUGGCACUUAGUUGUAAAUGCAAAAAAACUUUUUAAUUAUUUUUCUAAAGGUGCUGCAUUGUCUAUUGUUCCUUUUGUUAUGUAAAUUUUUGUACACAUUGUUAUCUUGACUGCUAAAUUUUCUCUGUUGAAUGGAAAUAACUUGUUUAUACUUCCUAAAUGCAUAAUCCUGUCCCCUUUUAAUUCUAGAAUCUAGAAUGCACGGAGCUUGCUGAAUGACAAAUGAUAAGGUAUCUAAAGUUGAUCAAGAAAAUUCUAGCUUAUUUUCUGAACUAUACUAUCUCAGUGCUUAUAUUUAUCCCUAGCCUGUGAUAGUCUUU